AUGACAAGAAGGUCCAAUCCAAAUACAACCAUUGAAGAAGAUCUUGACAUUGACCAACUUGAGAUGACGACGAGGAUGAUGCAAGAAGAUCCGGGGAAGUUUGUGAUAACUUCAAAUAUCAAUGGCAUUCAACUCCACGAUUGCCUUACUGAUACUGGUGCUAAUGUUAAACUGAUGUCUCUUGCACUUGCAAAAGAUUUGGGAUUCAAGGAAUUCAAGAGCCCCAAGAUAAGAGUCGAGUUCGCGGACCUAUCGUGCAUGGAACCUUAUGGAAUGGUUGAAGAUGUCAUGAUGGAAAUAGGAGGUCGAUCGGUCCCAACUGACUUUCAAGUCAUGAUUUGGGAAGGCUCAAAGAGGUAUCAACUGAUUCUUGGAACCCCAUUCCUUGCUACAGCUGGAGCGGUCCUAAACUACUUUGGGAAUCAUCUAUCUUUUGGCCACAUCCGGCAAGAUAUCUUUUUCCCAAGUGUAAAUUUUAGGCAAGUGCCAAGUGCAACCAAGUUACCACCAGAAGAAGCCACUCUCAAGAAGGAAGCUAUGCUGCAUGGAGAAAGAAGAGAGAGUGAGCGCUACCCAAAACCAAAGGAGAAGAAGAAAACAUUGGAGCCGAGGCAUGAAAAUGUCUUUGAGGACAUUAACUCCAUCUCACUUCCAACCUUUGAUGAAUAUGGAGCUGAAGAGGAGACUUAUGGUGCACCUAGUAUCUUUCACAAGAUAAGGAUCUUUACAAAAGAUUUGGAGCUUAAAGGUGACCAAACCAUUGAAGAGAAGCUCGAGAGAACCAUGAAGCUUUUCCCCAAGGCAUUGGUCUUCAAGGAUGAAGUGAUAGAUGAUCAUGGCGCGACAACACCACCACAAGAAUCCACUACACCGGAGAAUGGAAAAGCUAAAGGGAUCAUUUGCCCUUCAGCCACUCUUCACCACGAUUGA
Microthlaspi erraticum is the source of this 930-nucleotide messenger RNA. Lineage: Eukaryota; Viridiplantae; Streptophyta; Magnoliopsida; Brassicales; Brassicaceae. The record is from the annotation of a GenBank genome assembly.